Molecule: messenger RNA, 1371 nt
Organism: Leishmania mexicana MHOM/GT/2001/U1103
Lineage: Eukaryota; Euglenozoa; Kinetoplastea; Trypanosomatida; Trypanosomatidae
Exons: 1
Coding region: 1-1371 (456 amino acids)
Molecular function (GO): protein-folding chaperone binding
Source: RefSeq, a predicted model, not a curated record
AUGACAUACUACGGAUAUCAACCAGAGCAAACCAAAGCUCAGAUCCGAUCUACUCGCGGCGAAACCAUUGACCUGGCUCUCCCGGUCACCUGCCUUGUCGGGGAGCUGCGCUCGUUUCUUAUCGAAGAGUACGGCUAUGACCCUAACACACGUCUCCUGUAUAACGGGCUCGUCGCCGACGACAACUCCUACGUGUGUGAUUACCCAUUCGGCUCCCUCAUGAUCGCCACCCCCGCUGACACGCAACCACAGCACCAGUCGCUGCCCUUGCGACAGCCCGCGGUCACACACGUGCCACUGCAUCAGCAACAGCAGGAGCCUACUCCGGAGCUGUCACGUCCGACUGCUCGCCUAUCCCCGACCGCCAGCGCGAGCGCGGACGCCGUUCGCAAAAACAAGACUGCUGAGCCGACGCCGACCUACACGAACGCUGCUGCACGUAAGACGAGCCCGGGAGAAGCGCCGCCGGAGGCCGCAAAGGCGAAGCGCAGCACCGCAGCUCUGAAGCACCGGCCCAAGAACUCGGCGCGCCAGCCGCGCUCCAUAAGCACCGAGUCGACCGGGUCACAAAGCAGGUUCAUGAAGGGGGAUGUUGCCUCGGAUACCUCGAGCACGGUUCCCGCCCCAUCCCCGGCGCCGCCCCCGCCACCGCUUCCUGCAGCGAACAACGGUGCUUCGCCCACACCGGGAAGCGGCCGGGCACUGCCAGGCACCGGCCAGCGCAACCUUCCUUCUCCACAAGGGUCGCAAAACGCGGCCGGGGCUCCCUCCAGCGCCGCGCCGUCGCAGGCAACCGACCUCCCACUUUCCCCGCGCAGUGAGGAACCGAGUGUGGGGACCGAGGUACCCAGCGGUGAGGGUGGCAAUGACGACGACAGUCAGCGCCGGCGGGGGCAGCUGACGGUGAAGUGCCACAUCCCCUCCCUCAACCAGGUGGUGCCGGUGAAUGUGAACGGCGAUUCCUCUGUUUCAGACCUAAUCUUGGCGGUGGCGGCCGCGGUUCCUGGAUUGAAACCGGAUGCACAGGUAGUCCACCGCGGCAAAGUGCUGCCGGUGUCGCCGCAGGCGAAGCUGUUUGACCACGGUAUUCGCAGCGACGCUCGCGUCUUCAUCGCGGAGGGGGACUACAACAACGCCGAGAAGAUCACGCUGCUGGAGAUUGAGGAGGAUAUCGCCGUGGUUGAGCAAGCCAUGGAGUCGCCGCUCACAGAUCUGCAGCGGAAGGGUUAUUACGAGGAGCUGAUGCGUAUCCUUUUCCGAACGGACGGGCUGCAAUCUCUGGAGGGGGAGUGGCGGCAGCAACGCAAAGACGCAGUGAAGCACAUUACGUCACUGCAGGACGCAUUAGGCGUAGAUGUAAAAGAGUCUUGA